This is a messenger RNA of Topomyia yanbarensis, 14177 nucleotides long. RefSeq names its product toll-like receptor 6 (gene Toll-6). The record is from RefSeq and is a predicted model, not a curated record. The coding region runs from base 2539 to 6897 and encodes 1452 amino acids. NCBI's taxonomy places the organism in Eukaryota, Metazoa, Arthropoda, Insecta, Diptera, Culicidae. Gene Ontology annotation, biological process: signal transduction. Gene Ontology annotation, molecular function: protein binding. The transcript is spliced from 5 exons.
UGAACCGUGGGAAGAAAAUAUGACAUGCAAGGAAUAGCUUUCCAUCGCGCAAUCGGUUGGUAGGAAAAAAGCGGUCCCAUUUCAGGCGAGUUACGCCUGAGAGAACCCAACGGAGCGGCUCUCCGAAGUACUCGUUUUGAUGUGUGCAAUGAUUGUUUGGCUAAAUUUUCACUCGACGUUAAAAGAACUAGAACGGGUUGUGAAAAAUCGCAGCAAACCAGUAGAAAACAGUGGAAAAGAGCAGAUUUCAUUGAGAACCAUUUCCGGUUGCCCGUGGUGUUGAGUUCUGCCGUGAAGAGACCGCUCUUCAGGACGAGUGUUUGGAUUUUAAAUCUCCUGGAAAAAAGAACCUCAAUCAAACCGGUUGUUUUGCUGGAUGUCCUCCCAAGUGGGAGAAAAUCAGUCAAAAGUGAAAAAGUUUUCUGUGCUCCGCUGAUUUCCCUGAACUCGGUCCAGCCUGCUCUGUUUGAACUAUUUAUCCGACAGGGGCGGCAGAGGGAAUAAAUAAUGCGAUUAGACUUCGGCUGCUUCGGAGUGAGGAGUGUUUAGUGUUCAAGGUCAGCAAGGUAGAUAAAUAAUACCCUUCGGUGAUUCACUCCCGGAAGAAAAGAACUAUUUUCAGCUUUUAGGUCCUUGUGUUGCUUUGGGGGUGGAAUAACUCGUUCUUGUUCGUGUGUUAGAGUGUACUGCAGCCACAGAACCUUCAAAACACGAAAAAAAACUCCAACCACUCGAAGAAAGUAGUUCAGGUGGGCAACAGAAAAAAACAACUACUGGUGAAGUGUUUCUGUGAAGAAAAGUUCCGUCCUAAGGGUCGGUAAGGCGAGCCCUUCUACAAUCAGCGAAGUGAUUCGAGUUGUUUCUUCUUACGCCGCUUCGUACUGCACAGUUUCCGCUGGAAGGCGUGGUGGAAAAUCGGAGCGGAAGGUGAUGUGAUUUUCGAUUUCCUCGAGUGAUAUUUCCUCCGGGUGAAAAGAGGAGCGAUGUGAUAAAGAAUUUGAGUGACGACAGGUUGGCUGGAUGUUUGACAAGUGAUGUGACAAAAUAAAUCGAUAGUGAAAUGUCGAGAAUGGAAUGGUGGUUAAAUCUAGAUGAACAACGGCGUUUGUUGUAUAUCUUACUGCUAGGCAGCUUCGAGGGGUUAAACAAGUAAUAAAUUCCUCAUCGAUUGGAAUUCCCAAACCCGGAGGCCAACCAACGUCCAUCAAUUCGAUAACAUGAUUUGAUUAUUACGUUAAUCCACAUGCCAAUAAGUUGCACCGAAGUGUAAUUAAAGCUGGCAGCCGUCGGGGACCCCCAGCCAGGAGUAAGACCAGUAGUAGUCGUACAUAGCACCAGCAGCAACAGCAAGGAUUCAAUGCAUUGUACCAACAACCGAGGACCGAUUGCGAAGCGGAGCGUGCAUGCAUGGUUGUACCAACGAGAGCACAGUUUUUAAUUUGAAAUGGACCGUGAGCUCAGGAAAUGUGUGGAAUGGAACAAGAGACUGUGGUGAGAAGAGAAUUAAGCAGAGAGAAGAAAAAAAACUGUAGGACUGUAUCAGCAUAAAUGAAAAUUAAGUGUAGUUUGGUGGCGGUGAGACAGAAGGCAGGCCAGAAGCCGUUCGAACUCGAAACAAUAAUAGUGGAAUAAUAAAGUGAAGUUUGAUUCGCUCGGGUGUAUCGGGUUUUGUGGAGAGAACCGACAACUUACACUAGUGAAAGAGGCUUUGAAAAGGGAAAACACACGACUACAAGCGCGGUUGUGUAGAGUUUCCGGCUCGUUCGUACGGUAUCCUGCCGCGUUCGGUAAUGUUCGGCUCGCACACAUACAACGGCGCUCGUUUCGGGUCUGCCGUGUAGACCGGGUGCGAAGUGGCAAACUCGUAUAUACAACUGGGCACUGGCAGCGAACAGUUUAGUACAACUUUAGACGCUCGCGACGAAAGAUGCUCGCUUGUGCUUCGUGCGCGUUUCAAUUGCAAUUUGCUGUGCCGAGCGUGUAACAAUCAACCAACCAACCAAACGGGGAAACAACAGCCUACUACGUGAAGAGUGUUUUUUCGGUAUAAGACGGGGGCGCGAGUGAGUCUAGGACCCGUAUAUUGAGCGAGAAAAUACAAGUGUUGUGUGAAGUUUAUUUUUUUUGUUCGUUUCGGUUGACACAUCUCGCCCGAUGGGAAUUUAAAACCGAGCUAGAACUUGUGCGCGACGGUGGAAGCUGCCCGGAUAAAAAGUGCGGUGAUACAAAGCGCAAAAAACAUGACGGAUUGGCGAACAUGAGAAAUUACAUGACAUAACAAAGUCUUUCAGCGAUAGCUUCUCGUGCUAGUAUAUCUUGAAUAAUUUAUUAUCGACGACAGUUUUGUGUUAUGGUGCAACAACAAAAAAACAGCUAUUCUCGACAGGCACCAGAAAAAUGAAAUGAUUUUAUCUUAAAUGGUUAAAAUAGCCGAUAGAAGCGAAGAAGUGGUUCAAAAUCAACUGCGACGAUUUCGUCCGGUCAGCCGAAGACGAAGAAGAAAGUGAGUGUGGCAAGCUGUCGCACAGAAGAAAACAAAUGAGUCUAAUUACGCGGAAAUCGGAGCUGGUGGCUCUGCCGGCACUUCUGCUGGUGCUGCUACUGUCGGUGCAGGUCAACUACAGUUUGCAGUACGAUUCGGCCGAGGCCCGCUACUACCCGACCAGUCCGGUGGAAUCGAACCUGCGGUACGAUGCCCCGGACGAUUGCAAGUACCGCAUCACACCCGACGAAGAGGUGGAGCUGGUGUGCAAUCUGAGAACCGUAAACAGUGAGUUUGAUAAUACGAACUUUAGUGUGAUACCUUCGGAGCAUACGGCAUCGCUGGCGGUGAUCUGCAACGAGGCGAUAAUGGCUCGCAGCAAGCUGCAGGCUAAAUCGUUUGCCCAUUUGCUGCGGCUCAAGAGCCUUUCGAUGGAGUACUGCAAGAUUGCCAAGUUCGAGAACGGGGUGCUGGAGGGGUUGAACGAUCUGAGGAACUUUAGCCUGCGGACGCAUAACAUCAACUGGCCGGAGCUGAAUCUGGAAAUCGAACCGGAGGUGUUUGGUCACACGAAAAACUUGGAGCAGCUGGAUUUGAGUAUGAACAAUAUCUGGUCGCUGCCGGAUCAUUUGUUUUGCUCGCUGAGUGGACUGCGGUCGCUGAAUAUUAGCUCGAACCGGUUGCAGGAUGUGAACGAUUUGGGCUUUAGGGAGAAGCCGGUUGUAAAGGAAGAUAAUAAUGGCACCCAUAAUGGGAGCUUGGUGAGCUGCAAUUUGGAUCUGGAGGAUUUGGAUGUAUCGAAGAAUCAUUUCGUUCUGCUGCCAGCUAGUGGAUUUGGUAUGCUGAAAAGACUUAAGCUGCUGAAGAUUCACGACAAUGAAAUUUCGAUGGUUGGCGAUAAGGCAUUGAAUGGGUUGAAGGAGUUGCAAAUUUUGGAUUUGAGUUCUAAUAAAAUCGUUGCACUGCCAACUGAUUUAUUCAAGGAUCCAGCUCAAUCGAUUCAGGAAAUUUAUCUGCAGAAUAAUUCGAUCAGUGUUCUGUCACCGGGGUUGUUUUCAAAGUUGGAACAACUGCAAGCGUUGGAUCUUUCGAUGAACCAACUGACAUCGGCUUGGGUCAAUCGGGAUACAUUCUCCGGUUUGAUUCGACUGGUGCUACUCAAUCUGGCUAACAAUAAAAUCACGAAGCUAGAAUCGGAGAUCUUUUCCGAUCUGUACACGCUGCAGAUCUUGAAUCUACGUCAUAAUCAGCUGGAAAUUAUCGCUGCUGAUACUUUCUCCCCGAUGAACAACCUCCACACGUUGCUGCUGUCACACAACAAAGUCAAAUACUUGGAUGCAUAUUCUUUGAACGGUCUGUACGCGUUGUCUUUGCUAUCACUGGACAACAACGUAAUGACCGGUGUCCAUCCGGAAGCAUUCCGCAAUUGUAGUUCACUGCAGGACUUGAACCUGAAUGGAAACGAGCUCACACAGGUUCCACUGGCCCUGAAGGAUAUGCGAUUGCUACGGACGGUCGAUUUAGGCGAGAACUCCAUCACAGUGAUCGAAGAGCCUGGUUUCCGUGGCAUGAACAAUUUGUACGGUCUACGCUUGAUCAGUAACAAUAUUGAAAACAUCACCCGAAAAGCGUUCAAGGAUCUGCCAAGUCUUCAAAUUUUAAAUCUGGCCCGAAACAAAAUUCAAUUCAUCGAAAAGGGUGCCUUUGAACCGGCUGUCAGUGUGCAGGCGAUUCGAUUGGAUGGGAACCUACUGACGGAUAUUGAAGGAUUGUUCACGGCGAUGCCGAAUCUGGUUUGGCUCAACAUCUCCGACAAUCGGCUGGAGCAGUUUGAUUACUCGCAUAUUCCCGCGCAUCUACAGUGGUUGGAUCUGCACAAGAAUGAACUGACCGAGCUGAACAAUCGGUACGGAUUGGACAAUCAGUUGUUCCUUCAAACGCUGGAUGCCAGUUUUAAUCGAUUGACGAGGGUGACUCCAUCGUCGAUUCCCAACAGUAUCGAGUUUCUGUUCCUGAACGAUAACCAGAUUGUACACGUGGAACCGCACUGUUUCAUUCACAAGACAAAUCUGACUCGGGUGGAUUUGUACGCUAAUCAGCUGACCGGGUUGGACAUAAAGGCACUGAGACUUCAACCGGUGCCGGAGGACAAACAGCUGCCGGAGUUUUACAUCGGUGGAAACCCGUUCGUGUGUGAUUGCAACAUCGAUUGGCUGCAGAAGAUUAAUCACGUGACGUCGCGGCAGUAUCCGACAAUAAACGACAUCGAGACGGUUUACUGUAAGCUGAUGUACAACCGAGAGCGAGCCUUCAUCCCGCUGAUCGAGGCGGAACCGAAGCAUUUUUUGUGUAACUACAACACCCAUUGUUUCGCGCUGUGCCACUGCUGUGAGUUUGACGCGUGUGAUUGUGAAAUGACGUGUCCGAACAAUUGCCAGUGCUACCACGACAACAGCUGGUCGACGAAUAUCGUGGAGUGUUCGGCCGCGGGGUACACGGACAUUCCGAACAAUAUUCCGAUGGACACGACCGAGGUGUACAUCGAUGGGAACAAUCUGGUGGAACUGUCCGGGCAUAGUUUUAUCGGACGGAAGAACUUGAGAGUGCUGUACGCGAAUCAUUCCAACAUUGAGAUUAUUUACAAUACGACAUUUAUCGGGCUGCGGCGGUUGACGGUGCUGCAUCUGGAGUUCAAUAAUAUUCAGAAGUUGUACGGGACUGAGUUUAGUGCGCUGGAAAGUUUGAGAGAGUUGUACCUGCAGGGAAAUAAGAUCUCGUACAUUGAGGAUCAUACGUUUGUGGAGUUGCGAAAGUUGGAAGUGCUUCGGCUGGACGGGAACCGGAUCAACAGUUUCGAGGUUUGGCAGUUGGCGUCGAACCCGUACCUGGUGGAGAUUGCGUUGGCUAAUAACAUGUGGACGUGUGAUUGUAGUUUUUUGAAUAAACUGAGGAUCUAUCUGCAGUCGAAUACGGAGAAGAUCAUCGAUGCUAAUGAGAUCAGUUGUAUUUACAAUAAUCUGACGAGUAUUUUGAAGGAGAAGAAUGGAACCAAGUGUACCUUCCGAGGUGAGGGGAUGAGUUCGAUUGUGCAUACGCAGGAGAUCGAGGAUAUGCUGCCGUUGCUUUUGGUAGCGACCUGCGCUUUUGUCGGGUUCUUCGGAUUGAUCUUCGGUAUGUUCUGCUAUCGGAAGGAGCUUAAAGUUUGGGCCCACAGCAGCUGCCUUGGGUCACUGUGCUACAAGUCCGGAACGUUUGUGAACGAAUACGACAAGGAUAGGUUGUACGAUGCGUACAUAAUCAACUCACUGCAGGACGAGCACUUUGUUAAUCAGAUUCUGGCGACGACACUCGAGAAUGACAUCGGAUUCCGGCUGUGUUUGCAUUACAGAGAUUUCAACAUCAACACCUACAUCGCCGAUACGAUUGUGGAAGCGGUGGAAAGUUCCAAACGUGCCAUCUUAAUUCUUUCGAAGAACUUCUUGUACAACGAGUGGACCCGAUUCGAGUUCAAGGGUGCGAUUCAUGAAGUGCUGAAGCGCCGAAGGAAACUGAUUAUCAUCCUGUACGGUGAUCUGCCGCAACGAGACUUGGAUGCUGAUAUGCGUCUGUAUCUGCGUUCCAACACCUGCAUCGAGUGGGACGACAAAAAGUUCUGGCAGAAGCUUCGAAUUGCGUUGCCGCACGUGAAAAAGAGCAACUGUUUGAACAAGCGAUCGGCGAUCAACAUCUACGCAACGGCCAACGAGUACAACACUGCCGGGCGACCACGAAUGCCCACCGCUGGGACGCUUCCAGCGCCGGGACCAGCAAGGCACGAGAACCACAGUUACGCUACCAUUGGCGGGAACUGCCCGAGAAACUGUGAUAAUUAUGAUACGGUUAGUAAUUGUAAAUAUAACACGACGCAGCACGACAGGCGGCUGAACGAUUUCAGCCGGAAGGUGACGGCGGAGAGACAGCACGAGUAUGCGGUUCCUUCCAACUGCCUGCUGGACACUACGCACGAGACGUACAACACCAGCUGCGAACGGAUCGCAGGGGAAACGUUUGAGUGCACCUCCAGCAGCAAGUAUUCAACGUCUUCGCGGGGCUCCAGCGAGUGUUCGCACUCGAUCACACCCACCCACGGCUAUGGUGGUGGUGGAGCGGUUGGUGGUCCAGCGAUACCAAAUGGAGGUCCACCCAACAUCCUGUCCACCACGUUCAUGGGUAAGGCCGAUCCUGGCGGGUACAAUAACGCCAGCGUGGCAAAUAAUUUGACUAGUAGUAGUUACAAUAGCAGUAGGAAACCGAACAACUGUGUUAACGGUUGCAAUGAUGGUAGCGGUAGCAAAGGUGAUAAGUCCAAAUCGAGCACGAUUGGAGACACGAACAAUUUCAAUGAUAGAAGACUGCCACAGGCGAUGUGGGCAUAACGAUUACUUAAAUACAGGUUAGUUAAUUAUUUUUAUCGUUGAACUACCGCGGGGACAGGCCCCCCGUCUAGCCAUAUGCUGCAAGCAGUCACACCUAAACUCGUAGUAAAACACGUCAAGUGAAGGAAGUUGCACACAUUACAAAUGUUACUUACUCAACCGUAGGCAGGCAGUUUUAGGGUGAUCUUAAACUCUCUUUCUCUAGCUCUCUUUAAAUGCUUUUUGGUAUUUUUUUAUGCGCUGCUCUGAUUCGAUUGCCAGGACUGUUUUCGCAGUUUGGUUGAUGGACUGCAUGAACGAAAAUACAUAGGCAAAACGAUGGCUUUGACCGAAUUGACAGCAUUGACAGAAUUGACAAUUUGACAGAAUUGACAGCAUUGACAGAAUUGACAGAAUUGACAGCACUGACAGAAUUGACACCACACAAGCACUAUACACUAAACCAAUAAUUUGAAUCACACAAUAUUUCAACCGGUCCUCUUUGAAUAUGAUGACCCGGUUAGAAAGCAAAUUUCCAAUGGUCAACUUGUUUACCUCGAGCAGCAGUUAGCUUCAAACUACUAUCUCAUCUUGACAAUUUUCUAUCGACCGCAAACUCAAAACGGGACAUGUGCAGUCUCAGAGCCUGUAAAGUCCACGCAGUGCCUUUAGCAGAAAACAAAGCAAAAAAAAUCAGAAUAUAUGUAUCACUCAGCUAGCAGUGAAACGACGCUUGAGGGAAUCUUGAAACACACAAAAGCCAAGAUUUCAUUCUCCCUCCCACACACCUCCCGCGCUCACACACGAGAAAGAUUAACAGUUAUGACGGCAGUUCAACAGUGAAAUAUGACAUACUGAAGCACUCACACAAAUCAAGCAAGGCGGGAAACGGAAAAUAAAAACCGAUCCCAGCAGCAGCAGCAGCAACAGAAGAGAAUAGAUCUUCCAGCGAUGAUCGUUCCCAAGCGAUCACCACAAUUCUAGUCACAAAAGAAGGAGACGCAGAGGAACUAAUUCUAAUCUCUUCAAAAUCAAUCUUGCAUUACGCUCGAUGAUUGAAAGCAGUUUUUUACCUUUCUCUUUUGUUCUGAUCCCGUCUCGCCAGAAAUCCCUUAAUAGAAUUCCGAAAAAGGUAAUCUGAUUUUUCACGCUUAGAUUCAAGCCAUUUUAAUCGUUGAAAAUAUAGCAAGAGAGAAUAGAAUGAUAUCGAAAGCACAAGAGACAAGCCUGUAAAUAUAGACCACCCUACUAACUAGUAAAAACUCACUCACUCACAGUACUAAACUCGCAAACAUAAAACUAUUAGAUUGAACUGCUUACAUUCGCGGAGAUUUCGUUUCCAUCGAAACUCAGAAGGAGAAAACGAGAAAGCACAACCACGCACCAUUUGUUCGAAAAAAUGCGUUUAAUGAAGGGGCAAUUUGCGUCUUCCUGCAGAGAAUCUGAUUUCUUCAGCGAAAUGCAAAACUCACACGUGUGUGAUUGUGUUUUUUCUCGUUUCUCUCCUCAUCCGGCUCUGUUUCCGAGCAAUAUUCUAAAAUCGGACCGAAAAGAGCAAACUUUAACAAAAUAAUCAUCAACUUUGCUUGCUGCGCGCAUAACACCCGACGAGAAACGAAUUUUAUAAGGAAAUCCAAUUGAAAACAAGUGCAAGAAAAGAAUUUACGACGAAACAGAAUAUUUCAAUUUGAUUACGAAUCACGAAACAGCAGAAGGUGAGAAUAACAUGGGCACCUACAAAUAAAAAAACAUAAGAGAGAGCUGAAAGUUUCGCUAACUGAAACUGGGUAGAGAACAACAACAAAAAAACAGUCGUAAAUUAGUGCAACCACACCGGAACUGAAUUGAUUUACAUUUUUUCUUUUCCACUUCCAUGAAGUUGUUCCCGCUAUUUAGUCACGAAACUCUUUAGCUGAAACAAAUUAGUCAGAUAGUCAGAGUAAUCCCCUCCUUCCCUUUUCUUUCGUUUGCUGGGGUAAGAGUAGAAAAAAAACUCGAUUUAAGUUCGUCCAAUUAAUUGCUAACAAAACUGUGCAGUUCAAAUGGCAGUGUAUAAUUGAACACAAGUUCCUCCAUAUUGGUGGAAGGUUAGGUUUCCUAUACGAAAGAAAAAGCUAUUAAGAAACAGUCGAUGAAAGAUACUAUUUUGUUGUGUUAUUUUUAUUACCUCAUUGAAAGUAUAACAGAAUGUAAUGAGAAUCCGUUGACAAGUGUAAAAUUCUUGUAUGUAAAUAAAGACAUUUUUGGAAUUACUAUCCUAGAGCUCUAACGCAUUAUGUAAAUAUAGAGAAGUUUACGACUUAACUGCUAGCAACUAAAAACAAAAUGGUAAACAUACAACACACUCACAAAUCUAAAACACUACUCAAAGCAAACCAUGAGAUACAAAUUGAUUCGAAAGAAACGAACAAAGUUACUCGCUCCUUAAAAUAACUUUACACAAAAACAAAAAAAAAGAUGAACUGUAAUAUAAUGAGAGUAUUUGUUGAAUAGUCACGAGCACGAGAGCAACUUGCUGCACAGUGGCGUAGUAAGAAAAUUUUUCGGGGGGGGAUAUGAAAUUUUUUUUGUAUAUAUAUGAAAAAAUGUUCAAAAACAUUCUGAGCAGGAAAAAAAUGUUCAAAAACCAACAACUCAGGGAACAGGUUUGGGUAGUCAAGGUAGGAAAGCUAGCUGUUGGUAUAGAAUAAAUGCUCUUCCCCUACGAGGACAAUCUAAGCGGCAAACUUCAGACUGUCUAAUUUACUGAGCCCUUCAGUUCCCUUGUGCCAUUCAGUACCACUUCCUCGUUGAGCUUCCGACUGAUUCGCGAACUACUUGGUCUAGUCCCCGACAAUAGAUCUAGCCUACUCCGACGAAAAGUUCCCCGGCGAGAGAAGUUCGAGCCAACCAGCCAGGUGCUAGGUCAGUUCGGCGAUUCCGGUAGAGUGGGCAUCCGGUUUGCUGGAGCCCCGGCGCGACUGGUGGUUUAUCGUCGCGGUCUAAGCGGUCUCGUUCCCGGCGGUGAAUCUGACUGUAAGCUAAAGGAGAGGUCCCAGACGAAAGAAGUUCUCCCGAUACCGAUUCUUAUUUGAUUUCAAUACCACAACUUCUUGAGCCCUUUGACUCCGUAACCGGUGCCAUUUAGCACCGCAACUCCUUUAAGCCUUUUAGUUCUCUUCUUGGGCCAUUUAGCACUACUUCCUUGAUGGUCCAUUCAGUCCUCGACUUGUUCGCGAACAACUCGGUCUAGUCCCCGACGAUGGACCUGACCUACUCCGACAGAGUAUUCCCCGGCGAGAGAAGUUCUCCCGAGAUCGAGCUAAUCAGUUAGGUGCCUAGUUCGGCGAUUCUGGUGAAGCAGGGUAUCCGAUGCACUGGUGCGCCGAUGACCCGCGACUAGCGGUGUCUCGUCGCUGUCUAUUCAGUCUAGUCCCCAGCGGUGAAUCUAGCUUACGCUAGCGGAGAGUUCCCUGGCGAAAAAAGUUUUCCCAAUAUCGAUUCUUCUUUGGUUUUCGCUAUUUUUCUAUCGGAACAACCGGUGGGGUGCCGUAGUCGGUCUGGCAAAUCUGCAUGGAGCGUGACAUCCGGUUCGCUGGCGUUUCGACGACUCAUACUCGCUGCUUUGUUGCAGUCUAAACGACUAGUCCUCGGCGGUGGAUCUAGCUUAUACCUGCGGAGAGUUCCCUGGUGGUGAUUGCUCUCCCGAAACCGUUGUUCGAUGUCCAUUUCGCUGUAAGGCAGUCAUGAUCUACAUCAGCGGUGUUCAACCUUUUAAGUAGCUCCCUGCACGUCACUUCAAACCUCGGACAUUCAAAGACUCUCCUCGGACAUUCAAAGACUUCAAACCUCGGACAUUCAAAGACGCUCCAGGCACAGUGUUGACGUUGCGUGCCCACACCGAUGAAGAUACUCCUUAAGCAGCCGUGGCUCGGUAGAAGCUGUUUCAGGUUGAAGGUCAUCUCUCCGUGCAUUCUAUUGACCCACGUCGACAGGUUUGGAUGAGCCAGUAGGUCCACUUUCCUUUCUCCGUAUUAUCCUAUGCCUGCAGCUACGUCAUCAUCGAAUCGAUUCUCAUCAUCUUCAUCACGUUUCUGACAUUUCAUUGAUUGUAGCACUUGAUAUCCUCCGUCAGGGUAAUGCAGAUGGGGAUCAUCUCGGCAUCAAGGCAUACUGCCUCCGGUACGCAAUCGCAACUCGUACGACCAGUAGUCGAAGCGUCCUGUUCAGCUUUUCGCGGUUUCACUUGGUUUUCAGCGCCGCACCCCAAGCAGUAUCGAUGACGAAACACUAGAUAAAGACCCGACAUUUCGCAUGUGUAAUCAACGUGGUUGUUUAAGCUCAAUCAGUCGUCGAUUAUCACUCCCAAUUGCUUCAGUGCACGCUUCGAUGCAUUCACGUGCCCUUCGAUGGUGAUCUGUAUCCGCUGAACCGCUUUUCAGUUGCUGUCCAACAACAAAACCGUCUUGUAGUGAGCUAUUUGCAGCUUGACCCGUUCAUCCAGCUCUCGAUCGCAUCGAUUGUCUCCGUCACCGAUUUUCUUCAAGUGUCUCACCGUUAGUGACACAUCAUCCACGAAACCAACGAUUUUCACUUUCCUUGGCAGCAGCAUUGUUAGGACCCCACACUGAUAGAAUAUAUUCGUAAAUCGCUAGGAAUUUAUUUCGUACAAACAACUUUAAUAAAAUAUACGAAUUUUUCGUAUAUAUGAUGUAGUUCUAUCGAAACCCUUUUAUUUUUUAUUACGAGUUUUUCGUGAAAACCACGAAAUGACUUUCGUUGGCUUAUUACGAAACAGCUUCAUUCAGCAAACGAGUCGUUCGCUGUUAUAUACGAAUAUCUUUAUAAUAUUUACGAGCACCAUUCGUCAAACCGUCCACGUCAAAAGAGCAAUAUGGAGCCAUUGUUGCUAUUCGUCAGAUAAUUGUUGUUGUCUGACUAUUUAGUAGUCGUAUCCGUGUCCGCCGGUUGCAGGAAGAUUUCCUGAACCUCUUUCGCUUCCAGUUGAUUCAGAAUCUGGAGCAGUACAGAAUCAGUUGAGCCGUCGUGAACUGCUCGUUGAUUUUGUAUGAAUAAUUUUGAGUUUUUCUCUGCCAGAUCGGUGCUGUCAAACAUCGAUCCUAAAAGAUCGAAUGCGACCAACGAAAUCGUUUGUAAUAUACAUAAGCGUUUAUUAAAAUAAAAGAAACUUUCGUUCAUCAAGCGGCCAUUUCUUCGUAUUACAAUAAAAGCGAUUUGGCCACAUCGAUUUUUUUAAAUAAAAAAAAACAUCGAUCCUAAAAGAUCGACUGAAAACAAUAAGAGGCCAAUAAAUACGAAAACUUUUCUAAGAUAAACGAAAAGAUUUCAUGCGACCAACGAAAUCGUUCGUAAUAUACACAAACGUUUAUUAAAAUAAACAAAACAUUUCAUUUCAUUCACGAAAAAUAAUGUCGUUAUCAACGAUAAAAUUCGUGCAGUGUACAUUAAAUGUGUAAAAUUUACGAAAACUUUCGUUCACCAUACGGCCAUUCUUGUUCAUGAAAUGAACGAAACUUACUAUUUACAAUGCACGAAAAUACUUCGUUGCAGAAAACGACGAAUGAAUUCGUGCAUUGCAUGAUUUAUUAUAUUCACGAAUUUAUAUUAUCAGUGCAUCUUACAUCCCAUUCCAAAGUGUUUGACAGAGAAUGGAGCCCUGAGUAACGCCCGCUGCGACUCGCAUUGCCGUCUGGUACAGCAGUGCUCUACUCUGGAAGUAGCUCUUCAGGAUCUGGCUCAUUCUUUUAUGGCACGCUGCGGCACUGGUCUAUUCGAGGCUGGAUGGCUCGGUGACUUCACUGACUUUGGCAGCAACAUCAGUUUCUGCACCUUCCUUAUUUUGGGGAUUACUUUCGUCUAAAGACGUCAGCAGUACCAUCCUGAACAUGUCCGGAUAUGCCAGGAUCGCAGCUUUCAGCACCACGGUUGGUAUUCCAUCCGGACCGAGGGUUUUCUUUGAUUUUAGUCACAUCGACGCUUCUUUGAGCUCGUCGUUAGUCACUUGCCACUCGGCUGUGUUACCUCCUUCUUCUUCGCCGUACGGUGUCGCUGACCAAGUAGUUGAAUCGUGAUUCGGGAAGAGACCCUCAACGAUUAUCUUUAGCUUACCCGGGCAUAUUUCAGCUCGUGUCGACGGACCCUCGUCUUCGUCAUGACGAAUCAGUACGCGUCCCCCAAGGAUUGGCGUUUAUUUCUCAGCACAGCUACUUAUGGCAAUUGGCUUGCUAAGCUUGAUCUCCCGUUUUAAAAAGUCCCUACCUUCUAGAUACGUCGCUUGCGCUCCUCCUUAUUCUCCGAUCUUGCGCUCUGAACCUGCCUUCUGGAUCUAAGACAAGCAGCGCAUAGCGUACUGAGUUACUCAUUUAACCAGUAAGCUGCACGCCGUCUACUACAUGGCCCUAGUUUUCGUGAUGUUGUAACGUCACAAGCCGUCACAAUCCUUCUAGCCGUCAGCCGUAUCAACGUACUUGAUUCCGUUGUUCGCCGAAGUAACUCAACAAAGAGGUUUUCGUUAAAGGCUUUCGUCUUCCACUUUAGCUUGCCGCCCGUCCUUCUUCGUGCUGCAGCAGGGUUCCAUUGGCCGAUAUGGUAGGGAAUCGCCUGGUGGCCUCCAUGGGGAUACUUCUCUCACACUCUCCAGUCCAUGUUCGCCGUCAGUCAAGGACUACAGAAUGUGGCGAAAUUUCUCUCGGUACCUAUAUCCGUUUCGUGAACUAUUAAGCUCCUAGCUCCUCGCUUCGCCGCGAUCUACUCGUUAUAGUCCUCGGUGGUUGAGCUAGCGUCCACAACGUGCCGACAGGUAGGUGUCCAGUCUGCAGCCAAUUUUCACUACAAGGAAAUAUUUUCACAAGAUAACUUUUGCAAUUGAAACGUUGAGAAUUUCAUUUAAAAUAUUAGGCAUAUUUUUGUUUAACAUAUUCAUUUUUUUCAAAUUUCUCCAAAAUAUUUCGGGGGGGGUUUCGUCCCCAAAACCCCCCCCGCUACUACGCCACUGUUGCUGCACCCAGUGGUGAAGAUAGCCGCCCCUCCCCCUGUAAAUAAUAGUGAACGGAUAGGCAUACGGAGAGAUAGUAGCAAACAAAAAAGAACAACUAGCACUCGUAAAAAAAAACUGAUCGCCGAAGAAUUGUAAUUAUUUUAGUUGAUAAGGCUCCCGAGGCGUUCCGAGAACAAAUUACUAAAUUACCAGAAACAUUCAAUACAAACGGGGAAAAGAAUUUUAAGAACGAAAAAUCUAUAAGAGACAAAAAUCAACAAAUUACGAAAAAUAAAAGCUAUUAUUUAUUUAUGAAAAUUGAAAA